Messenger RNA from Rhagoletis pomonella (apple maggot), 1389 nucleotides. RefSeq lists its product as uncharacterized. The record is from RefSeq and is a predicted model, not a curated record. Bases 1 to 1389 code for a protein of 462 amino acids. The transcript has a single exon. NCBI's taxonomy places the organism in Eukaryota, Metazoa, Arthropoda, Insecta, Diptera, Tephritidae.
AUGGAUCACUCACAAUUCAAGGCAUUGUUCGAGGCAUUGCAAGUACAAAAUCAACAGAUUUUGAAGCAACACCAAGAAGAAAAGAAUUUGAUGCAACAGCAUAUGCAACAACAGCAGAAUCUGAUUGAGCGCAUUCUUCAAGGUCAACCGGCACAGAUUGCAGAUCAAGCCGUUCUUGCUCAAGAUUCAACAGCAUUUAAAGUUAAAUGUUUGGCCGAUUCUAUGGUCAAUUUUGAAUAUGACCCAGAUAACAAUCAAACUUUUGAGGCUUAUUAUGAACGGUAUGAGUCGGUUUUUACAAAUCAAGCAGAGGGUCUGGAUGAACCGACAAAAGUUUAUCUUCUUUUCCAAAAAUUCAAUCAGGAACAGUAUCAACGUUAUGCGGAUUCAAUAUUACCUCUUAAACCACAAGAUUGUACAUUUGCGAAUACUGUGACAACACUUAAGAAACUUUUCGGUUAUAAAGAAACAAAGUUCGCAAUGCGUCAUAGGUGUUUUAACCUCGCAAAGUUAGACCAUGAGGAUUUUAGCAUGUAUGCCGCUCGUAUAAAUAAGCACGCAGAGAAGUUUGACAUUUCUCAUUGUACCGCGGAUGACUUUAAAGUUUUGUUAUUUGUGAGUGGGUUAAAAGACGUCAAGGACUCGCUUAUCCUGGAAAAGCUUCUAACGAAAGUUGACAAUCAGUAUAUAGAGUUGGAGAGGGUAACAGAUGCGGUUGCACGUGCAGAGGUUCACAAGCUAAAUUUGCAGGAUCUGAUCAACGAAGCCGAGCGUAUAAUUUGUUUGAAGCUUGACAAGGGUAAAGUUGGCGAGGCAUUCGCUGCUCAAGAAGUUCAUUCUGUUCAACAAAAUAAAAACUCAAAGUCAUUAGUCAACAAAGACAAGUCAACGGUUCGGAACCAAAGGAACGACACUCCUCGCUUGGCCUGUUUUCGUUGCGGCGAAAUGCAUUGGAGUGAUAAUUGUCCAUGCAAGGACAAGCAGUGUGGCGAAUGUAACGAAAAAGGGCAUAAGACAGGUUUCUGUGCUUUUAUGAAAAAUUUCAAGGGAUAUAAAUCAUCCAGCAAGAAAAACCACAGUUCGAAUCAAGUUGAAGCUAACGUUCACGCAAUCUCUAACCGAAAGUAUAUCAGUCCAGUUGUAAACGGAACUGCAAUCAAAUUGCAGGUUGAUACUGCUUCCGAUAUAACAAUCAUAUCAAAAUCAAAUUGGAUUUUAAUCGGACAACCAAUGCUGUCAUCUGAAAUACGCACCAAUGCCACAAGCGCAUCAGGUGCUGCUAUUCCAAUUUUGGGUGCCUUCAAUUGUGGCAUUAAACUAAAUGGGAAGGAAAAACGCGGAAUUUGCUACGUUACAUCACUUGAAUUGAAUCUUUUUGGCAUACCUUGA